CCCUACCUUGUUUUGCUCGAUCCGAUGCGCUACUGCUACGAAUCGCAGCAGUCGGAGCUCGUAUCGGUGCAUAGGAUCUCCCGGAGGCAAUGCAAGGGAUUUGCGAGCGAGGCGGCGCGGCUUCUUCCAUGGCUGCUGCUCGUGAUCUCUGCGGCAUUUCACUUGGUGGAAUUGCGUAGCCUUGCGCUGCUCCUUGCUACUUCUUCCACAGGAUUGAUCCUCCGGCGCCGGUUUCUCGUCACGGAAGAGGCUGUGGUGCUCAUGCCGACGCUGGGAAUCCAGCUCCAAACGAAAUACACAAGUGGGAAGGCUCGCUAUAGCUUCAUACCAAUGCAAAAGCUCUUGGCCGCGGUGAUCAACGAGGCAGUGACGCCAUUUUCGUGCUACUUCUACCUGGCAUUGGUACUCCACCAGGAGCCCGCGCUCACGCUCGUCUUCGAGGCCUCCACUGGCGAUGCUACGCCCCAUCUGGAGUGAUCUAACGCACGAAAUCGAGCAAUCUAAAUCAUGAAAUGGUAGUGGGAAUGAUUAAAUAACGUUUAGUGUCGUUAAAUGGUCAAAAUGGGUCAACGAAUCUAUGACCGAGUCAA
Molecule: messenger RNA, 590 nt
Organism: Selaginella moellendorffii
Lineage: Eukaryota; Viridiplantae; Streptophyta; Lycopodiopsida; Selaginellales; Selaginellaceae
Product: phosphatidylinositol N-acetylglucosaminyltransferase subunit H-like
Exons: 5
Coding region: 25-477 (150 amino acids)
Biological process (GO): GPI anchor biosynthetic process
Cellular component (GO): glycosylphosphatidylinositol-N-acetylglucosaminyltransferase (GPI-GnT) complex
Source: RefSeq, a predicted model, not a curated record